This is a messenger RNA of Rotaria sordida, 1188 nucleotides long. The record is from the annotation of a GenBank genome assembly. NCBI's taxonomy places the organism in Eukaryota, Metazoa, Rotifera, Eurotatoria, Philodinida, Philodinidae.
AUGAAUAAUUCAACAAAUGAAUCCGUAAUCAUCCAUCCAGUCGAUGAUUUUGCAACUUUAUUAUUAAUAAAUCGAAUUAUUUAUUGUGGUUAUUUUUUAUUUCUGAUAUUAGCUGGUACUUGUGGUAACCUUUUAACAGCUAUAACACUCCUUCGAGCUAAACUACGUAAAUAUACGACAUGUCAAUUUAUGGCUGUCUGUGCUUUAUUAAAUAUUGGAGUUUUAUUAACAAAUACUUUAAAUAUGAUGUUAUCACAAGGCCAUAGCAUUCAUUUACGUAGUUUAUUUGAUUUGGGUUGGUGUCGAAUAAAUGCAUUUGUUGCUCAAUGGAUACGUGGUAUGGCAUCAUGGAUUCUUGUUAUAGUUGCAUUUGAUCGUUUUCGACAAACGAAAACACUUCGACGUACAUCAACAAGAAAUAAUUGUACUGUACUUUAUACAAUGUUUAUAACUAGUGUAAUAUUAUUAAUAUUAAAUUUACAUUAUCUUCUAUUUACUGGAAGUACACUAUCAUUAAAUGGAAAUACACCUUUUGUAGCAUGUAUAUUUUAUAAACGAAGUGAAGAUUAUAUACAAAGAUUUUUUGCAUCAACAAGUACAUGGCAAGAACUUGUUACAAUUAUUAUUGUUCCAUGUAUAUUAACAUUAAUAUUAAAUAUAUUUAUAAUAAAAAAAUCCUUUCUGAAACCAGUAAGUAAUGAACAUCUUAGAUCACGUUCAAAAAGUCGUACAAGACGUGUAACAACAAUGUUACUUGCAUCAAAUAUUGGAUUUUUAGCAUUAGUUGCACCUGCUCAAAUCUUUUAUGCUUUAUCAUUUGAUCCUCAACUUGGUAUGGAAUCAUCAGAUAAAUAUAAAUCGUUCAUGAUACAAGGAAAUAUUUAUCAAUGUUUAAUCAAUACAUAUUAUGCGGCAUCAUUUGUUUUCUGUUUUGCAUCAUCAUCUAUAUUUCGACGUGAAAUAAAAAAACUUUUACAUAAACGAUAUAAAUCUAAAUAUUCAGUGAAUCAUACAAUACAUAAUGAACAUGGUUCAUCACCUGAACAUCGUCCAUUUAUUCAUUCAACACAAAUAAAUGGAUUUAUUUGUUCAAGUAAUAGUCGAUCUCAUGACUAUCCACUUGAAAGUGUAACUUUGAAACGAGGAACUCUAUCAACAUCUGAAUGUGAUGGAUAUAUUGAACAGUAA